Messenger RNA from Dermatophagoides pteronyssinus (European house dust mite), 2699 nucleotides. Its product is annotated as salivary peroxidase/catechol oxidase-like. Lineage: Eukaryota; Metazoa; Arthropoda; Arachnida; Sarcoptiformes; Pyroglyphidae. The record is from RefSeq and is a predicted model, not a curated record. Gene Ontology annotation, biological process: response to oxidative stress. Gene Ontology annotation, molecular function: peroxidase activity; heme binding.
AACUUUGUCUUUCAAAAUGUUGAUUAUUUGAGAGAAUUGUGUUUGGUGGAAAAUACAUUUUUUGUUUUUUUGUUUUUUGGUGAAAUUUCUGGCUCGAAUUAUCAUCCAACAAUCGAAACGAAAAAAAAUUUAUUCUUGCUAAGUACGUGCGUUUGGUCGGUUGUUUGGGAUAUUCGACAAACAAAAAACAAACAAUGAUGACAAUGAUUUUAAAAAGAAUCUGGAUUUCAACAGUAAUCGUUGCUAUAAUAUGUUCGAAAACUAUUUCGACACAAGAUCCUCUUCUUGAUUCUUCUGAUCUUCGAACAUGGGAUUCGGAUGAAUUUGAACGACAAUCUUUGCUAUUUCCAGAUGAUGAUACUAAUCUUAUUAAUGAUGUUGAUGAUCCAUUGGUUCGUAAUUUACCAUCAUCAAUUUAUCCAAGUUCAAAUAAUUAUAAAUCGGCAAAAAAAUUAUUAUUAAAACCAUUACGUUAUCCAUUAACAUCACCAUAUCAAGUUAUACCUGGUUCAUAUCAAUUACCUAAAAAUGAUCAAUAUUAUGGUUAUAAUAUACCGAAUAUAACAUAUAAUGCAAAAUCUAUUUAUACUAAUUAUCUGGUUAAUAAUAAUGCUGGUAUGAAUUAUUAUUAUGGUGGUAAAAAUUGUCAACAAAAAUAUGGUUAUAAUAAACAAAUUGUACCUGCUGAUUUAAAUCAGGCAUUUGCAUAUGCCGAACAAGGAUUACAACAACGAUAUCCUGAAUAUUCUAAUCAAAGAAAUUAUCGUGAUGUUGAUCGUAAAGAAAUUGAAUCAACAAAGAUGGAAUUAGUAUCCGAAUAUUUUGCUCGUUUCAAAUGUUUGGAUAAAUAUCAGCUUGGUGUUUAUUUACCAACAAUUCCGGUAAAUUAUCAACAAAAAAAUAUGGAUCUAUCCUGUUCACCAUAUUGGAAUGAAAAAUAUCAAUGUAAUUCAUAUCGAACAUCCAAAUAUCGUACAUUAGAUGGAUCUUGUAAUAAUUUACGAUCACCAUAUUGGGGACGAUCAUUUAGUUGUCAUAUUCGGUUAUUACCACCAGAUUAUGGUGAUGGUUUAUAUGCAAUGCGUUUAUCUAAAUCUGGUCAUAGUUUACCAGGUGCACGUACAAUAUCCAAUUAUGUUACACAAAAUCGUGAUCUUCGAUCCGUUUAUACAUCAUUGAUGGUAUCAUUUGGACAAUUUAUUAAUCAUGAUAUGACUAGUACGGCAAAUUAUCGUCAAACAACUUCGAAACAAAUUGAUUGCUGUAAACAAGCUGAUCCUAAAUGUGUUGCUAUUAUGAUGGAUUCGGUUAAUGAUUAUGUUGAAACAGUUUACAAAACAAAAUGUAUGAAUUUUAUUCGUUCACAACCAUGUGCAUUAUGUAAAUUGGGACCACGUGAACAAAUGAAUAAAGCAACAUCAUUUUUAGAUGGUUCAGCAAUUUAUGGAUCAUCAUUGAAUACAUCCAAUUCAUUACGAUCAUUUCAAAAAGGACAAUUACUUGCAAUAGCUGAUGCUAAAGGUAAUCCAAUAUUACCAUUCGAUCCAACUUUAAAACCAUGUCAACCAUCAAUACCUGGUCUAAGUUGUUUUAAAGCUGGUGAUGAACGUGCUAAUCAACAACCAUUACUGUUAACAAUGCAAACAAUAUGGUUACGUAAUCAUAAUAAUCAUGCAAUGAGAUUAAGUCAAAUUAAUCCACAUUGGAAUGAUGAACAAUUAUAUCAAGAAGCAAGACGAUUAACAAUUGCUGAAAUUCAACAUAUAACAUAUAAUGAAUAUUUACCAAUAAUACUUGGUCCAUUAUUAAUGGAUUAUUAUCGUUUAUAUUCAAAACCAAAUUAUACAUAUAGUUAUUAUGAAAGUUUUACCGAUCCAUCUAGUUGGAAUGAAUUUGUUACAGCUGCAAGUCGUUAUGGUCAUUCACAGAUUAGUGAUUUUUAUACAUUAGGUAUUUAUGGUAAUCUUACAAAAUUUCCAUUGAAAGAAAGUUUUUCCGAUCCAACAUUAACUUACAGUGGUAUGACAGAAGAAUUACUUCGUGGACUGAUUGGCGAACAUGCACAUACAGUCGAUCCAUAUUAUGCUGAUGUUGUUAAACAAUAUAUGAUGAAAAAUAAAACACAACCACAUGGUUUUGAUUUGGUUGCCGUCAAUAUUCAACGUGGUCGUGAUCAUGGCCUUCCCGGUUAUGUUCAUUAUUUGAAAGCAUGUUUCAAUUAUGAUGCAAAAUCAUGGAAUGAUUUGGAAAAAUUUAUUCCACGUAAAACACUUGAAAAAUUUAAACGUCUUUAUAAUUCAAUCGAAGAUAUUGAUCUUUAUAUUGCUGGCGUAUCGGAACGACAUUUUAUCGAUGCAAGUGUUGGUCCAACAUUCGGUUGUUUGGCUGGUAUACAAUUUUAUCAUCUAAAAUUUGGUGAUCGUUAUUUUUAUGAACAUGGUCAACAAAGUGGUUCAUUCCUUCCAGCACAAUUGGCCAAUAUAAAACAAGCAGCAACAUUAUCCAGAAUUAUUUGUCGUAAUGCACGUAAUCAACAAUAUGUUCAAGCUAAUCCAUUAUUGUUUCCAUCAAAAUUAAAUCCACAAUUGGAUUGUCGAACAUUUCCCGAUAUUGAUUAUAUGCUUUGGAAAGAAUAAUCAAACGAGAAAAAUACCCCAACACAAAACAAAACAAAACAAAAAUCUUAAUUCUGACAACAA